AUGGUUCUACUAAAUACGUCAGGAGAGACGAAGCAGGAACUACAAGACGACCUCGAGUCAUUUCUACACGUCUUGACUUGGGUGGUAGUCCGGUAUUCACGCAGUAAUCUCAGCGGCAACGAGCGUGCGGCAUAUCUGAAAAUGGUGUUCGACAAAGCAAAACCAGUGGAAGGGGGGAUCCGCGGAGGAGAGAAGAAGAGAGAGUUGCUGAAAAACGGUGAUGAGUGGACUCCAUCGGAAUGGCUCACCAAUUCUCCUCUGGAGCACUCACCCCUAAAUGGGCUCCUCAAUGAGCUAGCAAAAACGCUCGGUGUGCGAUAUCGGCCUGCACACUCUGAUGCUCGGCUUCAACGCAUAGACUCGCUGCUGGAGGAAGCCACCGGAGAAACACAGGUCGUCUUGUUGGAAUCAGCGCCAUACCAGUACCGCCUGCACCAGCAGCGUAUAAGCAACCACGACUGGAUGAUCAAGACCAUGCAAGCUGCUGUAGACGGAGUGGGGUGGCCUGACAACGAUAAAGCUAUUCCGCUGGAUCUUGGCCACUCGGCCUUGGCUUUGGGGCCCGCGGCACGAAUGGAUGUGAAAAGGUACACCGAGCAGGACCAACAGAGAAAAAGUUCCAAGAGUUUGAAGAGCGGCCCAAGCUCCGCCAGCUUGAAGCGGCAAGCGGAGUCUAGCGAAGUGGGCGGAAGAGUGAAGCGGAAGAAAUCGCAGCUGAAAUCCUGA
This is a messenger RNA of Coniophora puteana RWD-64-598 SS2, 726 nucleotides long. RefSeq lists its product as uncharacterized. The transcript has a single exon. The coding region runs from base 1 to 726 and encodes 241 amino acids. Lineage: Eukaryota; Fungi; Basidiomycota; Agaricomycetes; Boletales; Coniophoraceae. The record is from RefSeq and is a predicted model, not a curated record.